GGCGUAGGGGAAAGCCGCAGCCCACAGAAAACAAACACUACUGAAUGGCUAGGUCGGAGGAGGCAAUCGAUAGAUUGAUUUCACAAGCUUCAACCUGGAAUCUACAAACCAGUUGGAUCACUUGCCAACUUUCCGCGUAUUUGUUAAAGCCAGUGUAAGUAGUGAAAUUGGAAAAAAAAAACUACUGUUUGAAGGUAUAUAUUUUUAGACCAUCCAAAACCGGAUUUAAGAAAGACGUUCAGUAGAACUUAUCACAAAAGAAAUAGAGCCAUCGAUGAACUGAUAAUCAUCUGGUUGAUGUUUGCAGGUUUUCUGAUCUAAAUGUGAUCUCCAUGAAGAAAUGUAGAUGUUUUCUGAUUACUACCAACAGUGUUUGAUACACGUAGUAGCAGGCAUUUCUUCAUCUGUUUCAUUUGUCCGCGCAAUGGUUCAAUUUUCCGGGAAAAUGCUCAUUGGAUGGCUCAUUUAACUUCAUUUUAAAUGGAUUUAUAACUAAUCGUGAAAAUGGGGUGUCGACAAACAAAAGUUAAAAAAGAUGUGGAAACUAAAGAGAAUUUUGACAAAUUGGAGGAUAAAAGCUCCGUCCCACAGGUAGAUCCACGGCUUCCAAUCGACGCCAGAGAAGCCUUUAAACUCAAACAAUCUUGGAAAGGCAUUAAGCGCAAGAUCGAGGAAACAGGUGUCGAGAUGUUUAUUAGACUCUUCAAAACCAACUCAAAUCUAAAGUACGUAUUUACUAAAUUUACACAACUUGAAACGGAAGACGACAUGAGACAAAAUGAGGCCUUAGAACAACAUGCAACUUUCGUGAUGACUACAGUUGACGAAGCUAUUUCAAAUAUAGACAAUUACAAUUACGUCACAGACCACCUUCACCGUACUGGGGCCACACAUCAAAGAUUUGUAGACUUCAGUUCAGAAAACUUUGCGAAAAUCAAAGAACCGUUUCUGGAGGCUGUGAAAAUAACGUUGGGAGAUCGGUAUACCGAUUAUAUGGCAAAUGUCUACACUAAAACAAUCGACUUCAUUCUUUCUACACUACGCAGUGGAUAUCUCGACAAAAAUCAGUGUUACGAACUACAAUCAUCAAAAUCACCAAUGAAAGGCGAAACAGAUCAAGCUAAUGGUGUUUCAUCUGACCAAAGAGUACCGAAAAUCGAAAUAACCACAAAACCCGACGAAAAAUGACAAAAUGACAACUGACCCGCAGUACUUACAUUAUUAACGAUUUUUUUUUUAAUUAAGGAGGUUUUCUACUCUUCCACUAAGCAACUGACUAUUUUUUCCAAAAUAACUGCAAUGCAAAUAAAUGCUCUACAUGUAUUUCAGAUACUGGGAAUGGAUUGUUUUUUAAUCAAUAAUUCCCAGGAUUCCAGGUAAGCAAUAAGUUGUUAUAAUUGUAAAUAUCGAAUAAAAUGAAUCUUGUGCUAAGACA
Saccostrea echinata is the source of this 1435-nucleotide messenger RNA. RefSeq names its product neuroglobin-like. Bases 505 to 1188 code for a protein of 227 amino acids. The record is from RefSeq and is a predicted model, not a curated record. The transcript has 3 exons. NCBI's taxonomy places the organism in Eukaryota, Metazoa, Mollusca, Bivalvia, Ostreida, Ostreidae. Gene Ontology annotation, molecular function: oxygen binding; heme binding.